Molecule: messenger RNA, 1772 nt
Organism: Danio rerio (zebrafish)
Lineage: Eukaryota; Metazoa; Chordata; Actinopteri; Cypriniformes; Danionidae
Source: RefSeq, a predicted model, not a curated record
GCCGUCACACUUCGUAUCAGUGUUUACCUCACCCAUUCACUCAGAAAGAAAAAUCUUCGGAAUAGUGUGACGUUAUGACCUCUCCUCCCAGGUCCAUAGUUCAGGAUUUCUUUCUGCAGGGAGAAUAUGGGAGAGAAAAAGAUACUCUGCAUUGGUUUGGUGUGUCUGGAUAUUAUAAAUGUUGUGGAUAAAUACCCGGAAGAAGAUACUGAUACCAGGUGCGUGUCUCAGAGAUGGCAGAGAGGAGGAAACGCAUCAAACACGUGCACUGUUUUGUCUCUUCUCGGGGCCCCUUGUGCAUUUAUGGGGUCUUUGGCUCCUGGACCAGUAGCUGACUUCGUCUUGAGUGACUUUCAAAUGUACAAGAUUGACAUCUCUCUUCUUCUGGAGCAUGCUGAAUGCUCCUUUCCAGCCUCUGUAGUAAUCAGCAGCGUGACCACAGGAAGCCGCACAAUUCUGCAUAUGAACAGUUUCAUCACGGGGGAUUUUGCUCGGCGAGGGGUGGACAUUUCUGGUGUGGCUUGGCAGAAGUGGGGUGAGACCCCGUGUGCCUGUUGUGUGGUGUGUCCUGCCAAUGGCUCUCGCACUGUCGUGCUCUCAGACACAAACUUGCCAGAUGUUUCUGUAGAAGAUUUUUCAAAGGUGGAUCUGAGCCAAUACAAGUGGGUCCACUGGGAGGGCCGUAAUGCUGACGAACAAGUGAAGAUGAUUGAGAGGGUGAGAGAGUAUAACAAAAAACAAGACGAGAAGAACAGAAUCGCCAUCUCAGUGGAAAUCGAGAAGACCAGGGAGCCGCUCUACCAGCUUUUUCCUCUGGGUGAUUUGGUCUUUGUUAGUAAGGAUGUGGCCCAGCACUUUGGGUUCGACUCAGCUGCUGCAGCACUGAAGGGUUUCAGUGGUCGACUGAAGAAGGGUGCCACCCUCAUUUGUGCCUGGGCAGAAAAGGGAGCUGAUGCCAUGGGUCCGGACGGUGUGAUCAUCCAUUCAGAUGCAUUUCCACCUGAGCAGCUUGUGGACACACUUGGAGCAGGCGACACCUUCAACGCUUCUGUGCUCUAUUCACUUUCUAAGGGAGGCAGCCUACAGGAUGCUCUCACAUUUGGCUGCCAGAUUGCGGGGAAAAAAUGCGGCGUCCACGGAUAUGAUGGAAUUCUACACUGAACAUGCCGGAGAGGUGCACAGCUGGAAUGUAGUGCAGACAUACAUAUAGCGUGCCGAUAAACUUAACUAGGGUUGUAAUAAGCCACUAGUCAUUGUCAAGGCAUGGUGGUACUGCUAAAUAGUGUUGUUUCACAUAAUUAUAAUAAUAAUGUAAAUGCAAAUGAUAUAUUUAAAUAAUGAAGGUAUACUGUACUAAUGUUACUCUGCAUAAUUUAGAUUAAAUUAAUUGAAGGAGACUUGUUUAGAACUCUUCACUCUGGGUUGACACUAAUAUUAAAAUGUAAGUCAAAUUAAAUAAUGAGAAAGACAAUAAGAAAAAUUUUAUGAAUGAAGCCGUUGGAGCUGUUUGUGCCAAGCAAAAUGAAAUGUUUAAAGUAAAUAUGAUUUUUAUUUUGUAAAAACAGUGAUACUGUGAAAUAUUAUUAUUUUAUAACUUUUAGUUAAUAACUUUAGUUUACUUUUUGUUUUUAGCAGUCUUGAACCUUUAGUACUAUGUGGAUCUUCAGAAGAAAUGAUGAUACUUUAUGAUAAAUUACCAUUACAAAAUUUGCGGUUAGCAUUCACAUUUUAUAUUGUUUGUAAGGAUGUAUUAAAAAGAUCACACUAAGUAA